AUGGAGCAGCCGGAUGGUACUAGCUUGGGCUGGCAGGGCGGGCAAGGGCUGCUGGCGGGGGGAGAGGGCGAUGGCAUGGGGGAGAAGGCGGAGGGAAAAAAGGCGGAGGGGGAGAAGGCGGAGGGGGGGAAGAAGAAAGAGGAGGAGAAAGAUGAGGAGAAAGAGGAGGAGAAAGAGGAGGAGAAAGAGGAGGAGAAAGAGGAGGAAAAAGAGGAGGAAAAAAGGGACAACAGGGCGGUGCAGGAGAAGUAUGAUGCCAAGGAGGAGAGGAAGUACAGGCAAGUGGCAAGGCGGGGCAAGUGGCAAGGCGGGGCAAGUGGCAAGGCAGGGCAAGUGGCAAGGCGGGGCAAGUGGCAAGGCAGGGCAAGUGGCAAGGCAGGGCAAGUGGCAAGGCGGGGCAAGUGGCAAGGCAGGGCAAGUGGCAAGGCAGGGCAAGUGGCAAGGCGGGGCAAGUGGCAAGGCGGGGCAAGUGGCAAGGCGGGUCCUUCUCCCUCGUCUUUCUCCACUCUCCUUCCCACAGCUGCUCGCAGCGGCCUUUGGGAUGAGUUCUUCCCCCAGCUGCUAGCAGCAGCGCCCAUAGGCGCGGGGCAGCUGCUGCUGCGCCUGCCCCUGCCGCUUCUGCUCAACGCAUCGCGCUGCUCCGCGCCCUCCCCCCGCCUCCCCCUUCCCCCGCGCCUCCCCGUCUCCCCCGAAGGCGCCCUUGCUGCCUGCGUGCUGCUGCUGCAGCAGCAGGAAGAGGGGGGCGAGCCGGGGGAAAGGGAGGGGGAAGGUGAGGGUGCAGGGGAGAGCUGGGGAGCGCAAGUGACUCCUGCUGUGCUGCCAGCGCUGCUGGCGUCCCGCACGGCCCACCUGCUGCCCAUGCUCAGAAACGACCUCCCCCACCUGCCCCUCCUCCACCAGGCCGUGAAAGAAAGGCAGCAGUACGAGCGGGAGUAUGCCAACUGGACCGCACGUAUUAGCAGCAGCGCUGGCACUAGCAGCAGAAGCAGCAGCGGCACCCCCUCGCUCCAGCAGUUUCUGGCGAUGGUGGCGGCCGUGAGGUCUCUGGCUCUGCCCAUGCGCCUGCCGCCCCUGCAUUACGGGAGAAGGGGAGGGAAGAGGCAGAAGAAGCAGAAGCAGCGGCGGUUUGAGCUGACGGUGGUGCCCCUCGUGAAUGCUGUUGCGCGCGCGAGUGAGAGGAGCCAAGGGAACGUGCGAUGGGAGGCUGGCAACGUGCUGUGGGAGGUGAGAGGCUGGCAACGUGCUGUGGGAGGUGAGAGGCUGGCAACGUGCUAUGGGAGUAAGCCUACUUUCCCCCAAACUCUCUUUGACCCAUCCUGCUCGUCCUUCCCCUGGCAGCUGACCCACGCGGGGUUCCACCUGAGGGCGUCAGAAGCCAUUCCCACCGGGGCUGCCCUCGUGCUGCCUGUCAACGGCGGCCUGCCCGACCCGCUGCAAGCAGCAGCACAUGCAGGGGCGCAGGGGACAGCAGCAGAGUGGGACAGGGAGGAGGAGGAGGACGGUGAAGGGGAAAGGCGGGUGCGCCUGGCAUCACUGGAGGAGGUGGGGGAGGCAGACAGCGGAGUGCCGCGGACAUCACUGGAAGGGCUGAUGGAGGCAGACAGCCACGUGUCGCCGGCCACGCUGCUAUCUAACGACGAUGCCUUCCUCUCCCUCGGGAUCAUCCCCGCCUGCUCCGCCUUCGACCGCGUGCAGGUCCGUUCUCAAAUGGUGCAGGUCGGUAGUGAGCGGUGCAAGUGGGUUUUGAGCGGUGCAGGUGAUUCCGUCAUUCGUAGCAUCUCAACACCCGCCUUCCCAGAUCCUUCCUUCCGUGCGCGCUUUGAAGCGCGGGCGGCAGCAGCAGGCAGGAAGGCAGUGGAGCAAGUGCGGGCAGUGAAAGACCAUCUCUUCUCUGCCGCCCUGAAAAAAGGCCUUAUCACCACCACCCGCACAAGUGCCGACACCCGUUGGGGUUGGGGCCUUCCCAACAGGUUGCAGCAAAAGGGAAAAGCCUCCCAAGGGCCUUCUCAGAGGGACAUGGGGAAGGGUGUGGCAGAGGGUGGUGUGGCAGAGGGUGGUGUGGCAGAGGGUGGUGUGGCAGAGGGUGGUGUGGCAGAGGGUGGAGGGGACGGGACUGGGGAACUCAAAGCAGAGGCUUCUGAAGCUUUGGGGAACAGCAGGGAAGAGAGCUUUGGGGAUGGGGAGUGGGAUUUGGAAGGGAUGGGGCGCGUGCUGCAGCAGAUGCUGUUCUGGGAGCGACGGCAGGGCAUGCGCGCGAGAUUGGCUGAGAGACUGGCGAAGAGAGUGAGAAUGGCAGCGGAGAGAGAAGGGAGGGAGGGGGGAGAGGGGGAAGAGGGUGGCGAUGGGGAAGAGGGGGGAGAAGCGGGAGAGGCAGGAGAGGCGGGAUGGGGGAGUGAGACAGGUGGUGGGAGAGGCAGUGGGGGGAAGGAUGAGGGAAGGAUGAAGGAGGGGGAGGAGGGAGAGGGCGAAGGGGGGGGGGAGCGGCUGUAUGUGACUCGAUGCGGCACUGCUGGCGCAGAACUCGACGCGGCGCUGCUGGCAAGAAUAAGCGUGGCAGUGGCGUGGAAUCUGGACGGCACCACCACCUUCACAUAUUCACCCCGCCCCUCCCCUCCCCACUACCUUCCCCCACUACCUUCCCCCACUACCUUCCCCCACUCUCCCCACCCAGAAAUCGAUGCGGCGCUGCUGGCGAGGGUGAGCGUGGCAGUGGCGUGGAAUCUGGACGGCACCACCACCUGCACGCACAUGCAUCUGCUCUCCCUCCCCUCGCACCCGCUCUACCUCCCCCUCUCCUACUCCCCCUCCUCUUUCCUGACAAGCCUUCCGGAGAUUCUAGACGUGGUGGUCAGCAGCUUGCAGCGGCCAGUGGGGGAGCUUUUAACGAGGAUAGAGCAGGCGUUGGGAGGGGCGAAAGCAUGGGUGGAAAAGGGGAUAGUUUGCCGGGAAGGGAGAGCAGCGGGGAUUGAAUCGGUUCAAGUGGACGAGGCUUGCCGGCCGUCUGUGCUUGCCCACGUGGCGCCCUCCCAUUCGCUGCUGCGAUUCCUCGCCAGCAAGCGCAGCAUCCUACUGGCUGCCUCCGAUCGCCUCGCCUCCGCCUGCAAGCCCCAAUCAGCAACCGCCACGUCAGCAGCAGCAGCAGCUGAACGAGAUGCAACAACAGUUUCGUCCCAAGGGGGAGAAGAGCACGAGGAGGGGAGGGAAGAGACAGAGAGGGAAGGAGAGAGGGAGGAGGGAAAGGAGGGAGAGCAGGGAGGGAAGGAGGGUAACGUGCAAGAAAGAAAAGGGUCUGGUACACAGGCCAGGGUGAUUGGAAAGGACAGACAGAUGGGGUUUGGCAGGGGCGGCAGUGAGCUGACGGGGAGGGCAGGCGUGUGGAGUGAGGUGGCGGGGAAGAGGAUGGGUGAGAUGGGGGAGGAGGAGCGGGUGAGGGUGUUUGUGGAGUGGGUGCGGGCGAAUGGCAUGGCGGACUACAACAAGCCUGGGUCAGGGAUUGAGCCAUAUGCCAUUGUCUUUCGUUGCAUCACCACCACCAUCCCGUGCUGUGUGUGA
Closterium sp. Naga37s-1 is the source of this 3552-nucleotide messenger RNA. NCBI's taxonomy places the organism in Eukaryota, Viridiplantae, Streptophyta, Zygnematophyceae, Desmidiales, Closteriaceae. The record is from the annotation of a GenBank genome assembly.